Messenger RNA from Sclerotinia trifoliorum, 1131 nucleotides. NCBI's taxonomy places the organism in Eukaryota, Fungi, Ascomycota, Leotiomycetes, Helotiales, Sclerotiniaceae. The record is from the annotation of a GenBank genome assembly.
CUUUUCUUUAAUUGGGUAGAGAUGAUCUGUACUGUGAUUGGGCAGUGGCUUAGUAUGCGGAUCCUCGCUAAACGUUCAAACAAUCCCCCACCAUCUCACAAUUUCGAAAAUUUUAAUCUUCAACUUAUUAUCGACAAAUUUACGCAAAUCCUCACCAUUAGAACUUCAUCAAUUCUACUGGAAGACUGUCAUCAUGUCUAAAAUCACAGUCGGUAUGUUUGUUUUAUCCCGCAGUUCUUCGCGAAUAAGCCUUUUGUCGAAAGCAUCAAUUGAAACAAAUAUUAACUUUUUCACCUCGCAGCCGGAGUGCGUACCAACGUACAAAGUCUUCUUGAGUACUCUCUCGAGACCAAGAAGAGAAACUUCCUCGAGACCGUUGAGCUUCAAAUCGGUCUCAAGAACUAUGACCCCCAACGUGACAAGCGUUUCUCCGGAACCGUCCGUCUCCCAGUCGUUCCCCGCCCAAACAUGAGCAUCUGGUAUGUCCGCGAAAUCGAAUAUAUAUAAUAUGGGAGGCAAAGUCUGAUGAUGGAUAGCAUUCUCGGUGAUCAACACGAUAUCGAUCGUGCCAAGCACGGUGGUGUUGAUGCCAUGUCCGCCGAUGACUUAAAGAAGCUCAACAAGAACAAGAAGUUGAUCAAGAAGCUCGCACGCAAGUACGAUGCUUUCGUCGCAUCCGACACCUUGAUCAAGCAAAUUCCUCGUCUCUUGGGUCCCGGUCUUUCCAAGGGUUAGUUUCAUCCCUUUCUCGAUCCCGAGUAUUUUUUACUAACAUUUCCUUCCACAGCUGGUAAAUUCCCAACCCCAGUCUCUCACAACGAAGAUCUUAGCGGUAAGAUCAACGAAGUCAAGUCCACCAUCAAGUUCCAAUUGAAGAAGGUCUUGUGUAUGGGUGUCGCUGUCGGAAACGUCGAGAUGACUGAGGAUCAAUUGAUCUCCAACAUCAUGUUGGCCAUCAACUACCUCGUCUCUUUGUUGAAGAAGGGAUGGCAAAACGUUGGCAGCUUGACCAUCAAGGCAUCUAUGUCUCCACCCAAGCGCCUCUACUAGAUUACUCUUCUCUUUAUUGAGCAAGUAGUAAGGAAUGAAAAUAUUGCGGGUAGCUAGCUGAAAACUCAAUACAAGCAAUAA